AUGCUUAGGUUCAAUGAAUUUGGCGAAAAUGGUGGCCCUGCUGUGACAGAGUUGAUUCCCAAGCUUGCUGUUGUCAAGAAACAUAUUUCAUCUCAAUUGGGGGUCAGGAUCCCUAACAUUGAUAUUUUUGUUGGGUGUCAUUUCACUUUGCUUGCUGUUCGCUUUCUGAUUCAGAGGGAUGAAGAACUUGAUUCCAAAGAGACAGCUCAAGAAGAAGACUCCCAAGGCAAAAGUGGGCUAGGCGAUUAUUUGAAAACGGUAAUCCCUUCGCAGCUCGUCUCCGACCGAGGCUCCAAUUUAGUAGUCAUCAAUCCAGGCUCUGCAAAUAUCCGAAUAGGAAUGGCUACACAAGAUACUCCCUUAAAUAUUCCUCAUUGCAUUGCUCGUUAUACCAAUCAAGUUCCCAAAUUUAAAGUCCAAGAUCAGAUGCUGAAUUCUCAAGUCACAACAGCACAGCACAUGGAACGAGAGAAGGCAUAUGAUACAAUAGCGUCGUUAUUGAAGAUACCUUUUCUGGAUGAAGAGGUUGCCAACAAUUCUUUCCCACGCAAGAUAGGACGUGGUGAUGGAUACAAUCCACAGAGUGGCAGGAGUGUUGCUUUUCCAUGGGCUAAUGUGUAUGUGCAGGAUACCGAUUCUUCUUUGGCAUUAGGAACAUCAAAAAAUGAAGGUAUAGGAGGUGAGUCUGUGGAGAAGCAUGUAGGCACUGAUGCUAGGGAGAUUAGUUCAGGGGACUGCAAAUUCAGAGGACAAAUUUUUGGUGAAGAAGCACUUAGAAUCGCCCCAAUAGAGCCAUACUGCAUAAGCCGUCCUAUUCGCAGAGGUCAUUUCAACAUUUCGCAACAUUAUCCUUUGCAGCAGGUGCUCGAGGACAUGCAUGCUAUUUGGGAUUGGAUAUUGACAGAGAAAUUGCAUAUCCCUCACUCAGAAAGAAACAUGUAUUCUGCAAUCCUUGUUUUGCCAGAAACAUUUGAUAAUCGUGCAGAAAUAAAGGAAAUGCUGUCUAUAGCAUUACGAGACUUGCGCUUUAGCUCAGCAGUAGUACACCAGGAAGGUCUUGCUGCAGUUUUUGGGAAUGGGUUAUCAACAGCAUGCAUUGUUACUAUGGGUGCUCAGGUGACAUCUGUUGUUUGCGUUGAGGAUGGCGUGGCUCUACCUAGUACGGAAAAGACUUUGCCUUUUGGUGGAGAGGUGCGGAUUCUGGUUUCACCCUUCAACUCACUACUGAAUGCUGAACUUACCUUAUCAUGGCAUGGUGAUAUAGGCAUCAACUCUGGGAAAAAACAAAGAGACAAGGAUGAUGGUAUCCUUAAUAUACCUGAAAUAGGAUAUAUCAAGAUGCCUUCUCUGGACCCAGAGGCAUCAUCAGACAUGGCCGCAAGAGGGGAGCUUGAUGCUGUUGCUGUAGUUCAUUCUUAUGAGGAUGGCAUGCCUGCUGGAUCUCACAGAACCCGACUGGCUGCUCUUAAUGUACCUCCCAUGGGUCUGUUCUACCCCACGCUUUUGGUUCCAGAUAUAUAUCCUCCCCCACCUUGUUCUUGGUUUCUUGACUAUGAGAAUAUGCUGGAAGAGACAUUGCAUUUAGAAUAUCCUAGAAGGCCUGACAUGUCAGAUGGUUUAUUUCCUGGUAUAAAUGUUGGAUAUCCAAUGUGGGAGAGCUAUCCAAUUUUUUCUUCAAAGCCAAAGAAAGAAGAGAAGGUUGGCCUUGCUGAAGCAAUCACUAGUAGCAUUCUUUCCACUGGUAAGAUUCAUAUUGGUGGAGUGGCUUUGACAGCUGGUCUUAUUCCUGCUGUGGAGGAAAGAGUUUUACAUGCAAUUCCCUCAAAUGAAGCAAUUGAUACUGUUGAGGUUCUACAGUCAAGAACAAAUCCAACUUUUGUGCCUUGGAAAGGCGGAGCUGGAGGAUUGGAUUCGCAAUGGGAUCCAUAUUCGAAGUGGCAGAAAAUACAAGGACUCUUAUUUUCUUCAAGCACAAGCAACAUGUUAUAUAAACUCUUAGAAGGUGACGGGAAGUAUGCUCUGAUUUAG
Molecule: messenger RNA, 2028 nt
Organism: Dovyalis caffra
Lineage: Eukaryota; Viridiplantae; Streptophyta; Magnoliopsida; Malpighiales; Salicaceae
Source: the annotation of a GenBank genome assembly